AUGAGGUUACAAAAGGCCGAUCGUUCAAUAAAGAGACCGGUGAGGAUUGUUGAUGUUGUUCUUGUGAAAGUGGGAAAGUUCCUCCUCCACGCCAACUUUGUGAUCCUUGAUUGUGUUGUUGACAAAGAAAUCCCUAUCAUCUUGGGAAGACCAUUUCUUGCUACCGGAAGAGAACUUAUGGAUUCGGAACGAUAUGAGAUCAAGUUCCGAGUUAAUGACAAAGAGGUUACCUUUCAAGCAAACAUAGAGGGGUACAUGGAAUCGGUGAAUGCAUUAGAAGGGCUUGGGUCCUACACUUAUGCACCAAAGAAACUUUCUCUUGACUUAGAGAAUAGAGUCACUCCUCCCGCCAAGCCUUCAAUUAUUGAGCCGCCGCAACUUGAGCUCAAGCCACUUCCACCGCACUUGAGGUAUAGCGGACAUCCGAGGGAUUCUCGCCGGAAUUUGUGA
Nicotiana attenuata is the source of this 450-nucleotide messenger RNA. RefSeq lists its product as uncharacterized. The transcript has 2 exons. The record is from RefSeq and is a predicted model, not a curated record. Bases 1 to 450 code for a protein of 149 amino acids. Lineage: Eukaryota; Viridiplantae; Streptophyta; Magnoliopsida; Solanales; Solanaceae.